AUGCAUCCUUCGCCCCUCCUGCUGACCCUCCUGGUAGUGCUGCUCAUAAAAUUCUUUUCCCACGCACUGCGAAAUUAUAAUAAGGUUAAAGUGAGGCCAUAUAUCCAGGUAUGGCCAAAGAGGACACACUUCAAUUAUUCUAUCCGGAGGGAAAGGAAAAACGCGAGAUGCAUUUCCCCCGAGAGGAGGACAAAAUGGUACAGCUCCUUCGAGUUGUUCAGCGAGCAUGUGAAGGAUAGGGAUGGGAAUCGCGGCGAUGACGAAGAGGAAGACAACCUGGACCGUGAUAACCCCAACGAUGGCGACCUCCGGGACGAUGAAAUUUCGUACGAAGACGUUGAAGAAUAUUUGAAGAAGAACCAAUUUGAAGAUGUCCACGAAGACUCUGAGGGGAAAAAGGAAAUUAUUAAAUUGAUUAACUACCUCCCAACCCUAAAAAAUGAAGAAGAAUUUUUUUCCAAGUUUGGCUACUCAGGUAGCGAAAAAAGGUCCAUGGAAUAUUACUUUAAUGAAAUGAAAGAUCUAAAGGAGAGGAAGCAGAAGAAGAACCACAACAUUUUAAAUUUUAUUCUGUCUUAUUAUUUGAAGAGAAAGAAUUCGAAUGGACAGGGUGCCUUGAGGAAUUACCAAAGUGUUCAGUCUUACUACGACUACAUUAAUGAUGUGAUGCACAACCGAGGUUCCUCUCUGUCUAUGGCGAACGCCCAGCCAGCCAACAAGGACAACAUAUUUUCACGCAAGACGCUGUGCAAUUUUAUCUCCUUUUACCUGAAAAACGCAAACAUCAUAAAGUACGCAUCGUUCCUGUGCCUUAGCGGACUGUUGACCUUCUCCUUGAAGGAACUCAUAAGGCGCAUCAAGCUGGAAGAUUUCUUCCUCUUACGAAACCACUUUCAUUUGGUGUACUCACUAAAAAAUAUGCAUGUGUGUAAAAUAGGGGCCUUUUCCUUGCUAAUGAAUUUUUUAUUUAUAAAUAAGUACAAUCAAUAUUUCUGCGUGACAGAAGAUUUGUUCGGAAUAUUAUUUUCGAAUUAUUUUGCUUAUGAAGGAAUAAAUAAUUUAACCAAAAGGAAAAUCGAGGAAUUCAUGCUCAAGUACAACUACACCCUGGAUGAUGUUUUAAAUUCCAUGAAUGAAAUUUUCUCACAUUAUUUGUUUAGACAAAUAUGCACAAAUGAAACGAUGGAUGGAGACGUCCUUGUUGCCUUGAACUCCUUUGUGGGUCUGUACCAUAAGCUGUUUCGAAACAACAAGGAAAAUAUAAAAAAUAUUAUUAGUGUUGUGGUAAACAAGUACAAUGCGGACAUUUCUGACAAGGGAGAUAAUAAGGGCUCUGUGCUUUCGCGAAUUUUUUACAUUUUUUAUUUGUUGAAUGUCAUGUUUAAAUAUGAUGUGAACUCGGUGAAGAAGCUGAACCUCCACCGUGGGAACAGUCUACACAUUCCCUUCUUCGCGCGACGUAACCGGAUUUCCAGCUACUUCCUCUUGGUUCACAUCGCACAGCAAAUGGGGGUAAAAGAAAAAACGAUCAAUGAUAGUUUAUUGGAAACGAUGAAGGGAAAUUAUGAAGCACACAUUCGGCGGCUCCUCAGUAAGAAGCAAAACUCAAGUAGUGUCCUGGACGACGCGAAAAAAAUGGAUUUGCUGACGCUAGAUGAUACCAUUUUGGAGGAUGUGCAUAAGGGAAUUUUCCUGAGCACCCUUAAAAGGAUCAUGGAAGAUGAGAAUUACGAAUCUGUUUAUUCUGUUUCCCAAGAGAGGGAAGGCAAGGUUGAGGCGAUUGCGGUAGGGAGUGAGGAUAGCAAGGUCAGUGGAAAGCACAUAGUUGAGGGGGGCACCCCAUUGGUAGGAGAAGAUAGUGUCGCCCAUGAGGAAGGUGAUGCGGAGGAGCAGUCUGACGAUGCCACUGAUAUGGAGGAUGCCGCUGACAUGGACGAUGGCGCUGACCUGGAUGAUGACGCCGCGGAGGCAGAUCCCGCGAUAGACGACUCGGACGACAUGCACAAACAUGUGGAGAACACCGUGGACUACAUCGUGAACGAGGACGCGGCCAAAUCGGGGGAAAAUAAAGACAAGAAAAGUAUCAUUGUGGAGAGGGAAAAAAGAGACCUGGAGGACAAGAAGCUGUUUCUGAAGAAAUGGAAUGACAUCAAUUUUUUGAGGAAAUAUUUACACAUGGACAAGAAAUACAUGGACAAAUAUUUAGAAAAAUAUCUUUACGAUUAUAUAUACAGGGAGUACAAAAUUUUGAUUAACAAUUUAAUUUUUAAAAAAAUGAAGAAUAAAAAUGAUCAUUUGUUUUUUUUGAAAAAAGGAAUAUCCAUAUCCAACAGCGCAACGGAAAAUAUCAUCAAAAAUAUUCUGCUGAAUUUUGUAAUUAAGACAAAGGAAAAUAUUGGUAUUUUUUUGAAGUUGGGAAAUAUGGAAAAAUGUCUACGCCUUAUACAGAAUUUGGUCCAUGUGUAUAAGAAGAUUAAGAAGAAGAAGAAAUUGUUGAGGGUUCGCAGCGAUGACCUUUUUAGCCUCGACGAUCUGUUCGCGUGUAACUCUUAUAGGGCACUGGAUGCGACCGCCAAGGAAGGGGCAGCGACGAAAGGGGAAAAAACACCUGGGGAAGGGUCAACCGAGGAGGGAUUAUCUUCUCACGGAUCAUCCCCUGACGAACUAUCUCCUAGCGACGGACUAGAUUCUAACGAAUUUUCUCCCGACGUAGCAACGGAGGAAACCCUUCCCGCCGGAGAGGACGAGGAGGAGAUCCUCAAAAGGAUCAUGUACAAAGAUCACCUUGAGGGAGAGGAGGAAGGAGAUGGAAAAGGCGCCUUACUCUCCCAAGAGGAACGAAAAAAACUGUACGAAGAAUUUGUAAUAAAACACAUGAAAAAUCAGUCAGAGAGAAAAAUUUUGAAAAUAAUUUUUAAUAUAAAUUAUGACCAUGUGGACAGGGAGGUGGAAGAUAAUAUCAUCAAACGGUUCUUAGACAAAAUUUGCACAAAACAUUUAAGCAACAUGAAAGAAGUGAACGACAGGUACAAAAUUAUAGGAGAGGAAAAUUUGUUCGAUUAUAAGAAUCUGAAUUUUAUGCAGUCCCUGGAGAGGGAGAAAUCGACAAGGGGCCACAAAAAAGGAGGAGAACGAAGCUUACCUGAGAAGGACAGUUUCGUUAUUCGGAAGGAAGACAUUUUCGAGCACAUUGAUGAUGAUUCGUUUGAAGAAAUUUGCAAAAAAAUGUAUAUAAACAAAAUUAAAGAAGCAAAAAAAAAUUUAUACCACAUGAGAAAAGAUUUAUAUAUGUAUGAAAUUAUACUAAACAUAAAAAACGCGCAGGAAAUACACGACGUUUUUCUCAUUGACGAAUAUGAAAAAAUGAUUAAGGACAUUAUAAAAACAAAUAUAUUGAAUAAAAAUUAUAAGAAUAUAAAAAAUGUGUAUUUAAAAAAAAUUGUGAAUUUUUUAAAUUUGUCUGAAGAAAAAGCAGCUGAUGUUGAAAUGAGGUGCAUUUUUUUGCAGACCUAUGAAAUAUUUUCCGCUGUGAAGGAGAAGUUCUACAUUUACAGGAACGACUCCGAUUUCGUAAAUAACAUUAACGAGAUUCUUACCAUAUAUAAAAAUUUCGAUCUGAUUAGACCUCAGGGGAAGCAAUACUAUGUGAAGUUUUCCCUCAUCGAGUCCAACUAUAAUUUGUUACAUCGCAUCAUAGAGCGCUAUGUUCUUUACGUCAUUGAUGUGAUCAACGAUGAAAACAGGUCCCUGUACAAGGAGAACAUUUUUCGCCUCGCUGCAAUUUUCCGCGUCAGCCCCAAGAUCAUCGAUGAGAUUGCCACGCGGAUAUACAAGAAAUACAUCGAAGGCCAAGAACUGCACGCCAUCAACAACAUGGACGCUUUCUUCAGCUUCCUUUUCAACAUGGACAAAACAAGGCAGGGAGAAAUAGUCCUGGAGCACCUGAGACAAAAAGUGGACAUUCACUUAGCCUCAGGCGACGGUUUCCAGGAGAGGAUGCACAAAUUGUAUGACGUGAUUCUCUUCAUAAAUAACAACCUUCAGCUUAGGAAGAACAUUUUCGAUGUGUCCUCUGUUGGUGCAGAAGCUGUGUAUGCUUUCUUAACUGCCUGCGUCGAUGAGUACCUGCAUAGCAAGAAGACGGAGGCGUUCAUUUCGGAGCACCGCGAUUACCUAAAGCACUUGAACAACUGUCUGAGCAAAAUCAAGAUGCUCAUAAAAGGAGAUCAAGAAAAUGUGCACAUGAGUCACAUUAUGAAAGCUCUGAAGAAUGCCAUCGUCAGAAAAGCCAUUUCCCUUUUAGACAAGUUCCAAUACGACAUGUGUGUAGAAGAGAUUUAUAAUCUGAUCAAACUACAAAUGGUCGAUAGCAACAGUAACUUUGCAGACGUGGAUAUCGAGAACAGGAAAAAACUGGUAAACAUAUUUUCCUACCAGAACAUUAGCGAUGAGAAGAAGUUCCUCUACAUGGACAUUUUGAACAAAGCCUUAUUGUAA
Molecule: messenger RNA, 4497 nt
Organism: Plasmodium fragile
Lineage: Eukaryota; Apicomplexa; Aconoidasida; Haemosporida; Plasmodiidae
Exons: 9
Coding region: 1-4497 (1498 amino acids)
Source: RefSeq, a predicted model, not a curated record